Molecule: messenger RNA, 1050 nt
Organism: Cooperia oncophora
Lineage: Eukaryota; Metazoa; Nematoda; Chromadorea; Rhabditida; Trichostrongylidae
Source: the annotation of a GenBank genome assembly
AUGCAGGCGACGAACUCUUGUUCAAAUGCUUUGCUCAAAAAUGAUCUCACAAGCUGUUCUUUGUCGAAACACUUACCCUCUGCAGAUGUACCAUUCAUCAAAAACUCUUCGCACAAGAAGACGAGUAAAAGGACACUGGGAGAGCUUGCAAAUACCGUUGCUUACUCGCUGCCGAUCACGUGUGAUAAAGCACUAGAGGAAGGAAUAAUCGAGCCAAACGUCGUCGAACAGUGUCGGCCUCGGUUGGUAACACCAGAAACGGGUCCCGUGCAGCCUCAUGGCGCUACCUAUCCAGCCAGCAACCAUGACACUGAGACAACAGUAGGAUCCGUUUUAACCGUUAUCCCAAGUGAAGGGUUCGCCGUCACAUCUCCCUCCGACCAGAUCUCUCAAUCCUACUGGUCUGGUUAUGCUGUUGCUAGUCAGCCUGACACUCAGCAAGACUAUUCUCAAUGGCCCGGAUAUGCCUUUACUACCAAUGCUACACAGUCCGGGAUCCAGCAGGACAAUUCUCAAUGGCUGGGAUAUGCCUUCCCCAACAAUGCUAGUCAUUCCGAGACUCAGCAGGACUAUUCUCAGUGGCCCGGAUAUGCCAUUCCCCCCAAUGCUAGUCAGUCCGAAAAUCAGCAGGAGUAUCCUCAAUGGCCCGAGUAUGCCAUUCCCAAUAAUGGUGGCCAGUCUGAAACUGAACCCAAUUAUUCUCUGUGGCCCGGAUAUGCCAUCUAUGGCGGUAGUAAUCCAGCUGAGACUCAACAAGAAAUCUCGUCACCCACGUACGUUUCCUCGACUCCUGCGAUCGACUACACUUAUUUUACAACUGUACCAUACGAUUCCUCCACUACACCUACAACUGCCAUUCCACUGACUUCGAUGGGCCGACCUGUUGGGCCUUCGUACAAUACGCUCAAUGGCCAAUAUCCAGUCGGCUAUCAGGAACGGACACGCCGUCCGUAUACUAUAGGGAAAUUCGGAACAUGUGAGUUAUUGCUUCGCCAUCCUUUUGACUCACUUCCAGGGAAUUUUUCCUGUAUAUGUCAUGGCAGUGUAUGA